AAACCCACCAAAACACGAAUCUUCUUCUUCCCCAUCAAAAUUUAACACCCAACAAUUUUCUCUCUCCUCUCUCUCUCUCUUCAUUCUUCCUCCAUCACUGCACCUGUUGUCUAUCCAUUUUCAACCCACAAUGAGCUCAGAUUCUCUUACCAAUCGAUUCUUUCCUUAUCUUCAUCAUCCAACCGACUAAACGCCCCCAAUUUCAAUCGCUUCUGAUUAUCUUAAUCGGAACACAACCUUAUUUAUUCUUCGGUGCCUUCUAUGCAUCGCGUAGGAGUGAAGAAUUGCGGGGGCUAUACCUUGUGAAUACUGACUUGGUCAAUUUCAUAACUUGACCCGAUGCAAGGUCAAAGGAGCAUAUUUGACCCUUUCCCCGAGACCGUUGACCUUAACCAGGGGUCAAAUCCCAACACUACUAGUAUGGACGAAACCGAUGAUUGGAAUAAUAUGUUAUCUCCAAUGGAAAGACGGUUGUUAAAUAACGAUCUUUCUAACGAGCUAAAUUUCAGUUGUGUGAAUACAAAUCGUCAUAAUAGUUUUCAAAGUAUUAGAAGCUGGGACGUUGGCGAAUCUAGCUCUAGAGCAAGUUUACGUGAUCAGGUUUCUAAUGACGGUCAACACUGGUCAAAUUCAGCCGCUCAUGCAUCAAGAUUAGAACAACCACAUCGUGAAUCAUCAACAACUCCUAUGAAUGUAAAUUUGAAUGUUGGAUAUGAGAGUACUAAUAGUGACGAUGAUGGUAUCGGGCCUUCUGAUUGUGGGCCGGGCUCAUCUUUCGAUCAUUGGGGUUUAUCUUGUAAAAGAAAAACCCUGGAAGGUACUUCUACCCAGUCCCUCAUGGGUGGCGCUUCCGGUUGCUUUCCGGAAGCUUCUAGAAGCUUAAACAUAUCUUCGGCUCAAGUCAACCAUGUGCCGAUGAACCGCUAUGAAACACCAAAUUCAAGAAUCGGAGUUCCAGAAAGCUCACCGACACCAACACCACCACCGUUCGGCACUCGAGGCUCGGUUCUAAAUCUUAAUAAUAACGAUAACGUAUCAUCAACUGGGAACCCCGUUAGACGAUCGGAUAUUAAUUCAUCUCACCAAUCUUUGAACAGACAGAUUUUGCUUAAUGAAUUUUUGGACCAGUCCCGAGGGCAAAUCGGUAAUAAUAUAUCAAACCCGCAACCCCCUUUUGUCCACACUCCAGAUGUUCCAAGAAAUACACAUCAUUUCCCUUGGGGUGCUAAUAUCAGUUCACGAAGCGGGGGUUCAUCUUCAUCAAGCUUGUUACGAAACAACGUGCAAUAUCAUAAUUUCGUCCCACCGUCUGACGGUCGGAAUUCGGUUCAAGAUCCUACGCAUUGGAGCUUAGCCACCGGAAGCGUUGGUGUCGGUGCUGGUGGUGCAUCGUCUAGUUCUAGAACUGGCGGUGGUAACGGGGGAUCACGUUCUUUAAAUGGUCUGUGGACGCCUCAUCUUAAUAACCACACGGCACCUAGUCAGCAAAGAUCGUCGGAGUUUCCUCCUUGGACUCUUUUUCCAUCUGCGGAGGUGGAGUCGGGAGGGCAAAGAGGUCAUAUUUCUUCGUUUUCUGGUGGAUCUUCUUCAUCGGAUGAUAAUCGUAUUUCAUCUGGAGGUUCUAGCCAGAGACAUCAUUAUCAACCUUUUUCAAGGGCGGCGUUGUUGAUGGAGGUACCUGAUGAUGAUUGGCGGGCUUUAGCGGCUGAUAUCGAGGGAAGACAGAGGCUCGUAUCUGAGAUUCGACAAGUGUUAAAUGCAAUGCGGAGGGGUGAAAAUUUACGAGCUGAGGAUUAUAUGCUAUUUGAUCCAUUUAUCAACGGGGUUGCUGAGCUGCAUGACAGGCACAGAGACAUGAGGCUAGAUGUUGAUAAUAUGUCGUACGAGGAACUGCUAGCAUUGGAAGAACGUAUAGGAGACGUGAACACUGGGCUAAGUGAAGAGGUUAUUUUAAAGACAAUGAAACAAAGAAAACACAUAGCUUUUAUGGCGAUUUCCGCUCAAAACCUAGAGCCCUGUUGCAUAUGUCAGGAAGAAUACGACACUGGUGACAACAUUGGAAGUUUGGAUUGCGGGCAUGAUUUCCACACAGAUUGCAUCAAACAGUGGCUGGCACAGAAAAACAUUUGUCCCAUUUGCAAGAUGACGGGUUUGGCUCCUUAAAAGCACCCGCCCCCUCCCCGCGCCGCAACAAAAAAAACUAGCUUUAAAAAAGAAGAUAAGAAUUCAAAAUCUACCAAAAAAAAGAUGUUACAUUUGAAUUAAAUUUUAUGCUUUGGCUGGCAGACAUUUUGUUGUAGCUUUUCACAUGUCCUUUUGCACCCCUCCUUUGUGUUGUUACUCUAAAGAAAAGAGGGGUAAGAUAAGGUCAUAAAAAGAUUUGGUGUUUAAAUUGAAAAAUCAAAAGUAUUUAUUUUGAAAUGGCCAUGGAGGGUUAUGACUUGAUUUUUUUUUUUUUAAAUUUUAAUUGUGUUUCUGA
Helianthus annuus (common sunflower) is the source of this 2479-nucleotide messenger RNA. Its product is annotated as E3 ubiquitin-protein ligase MBR2. Lineage: Eukaryota; Viridiplantae; Streptophyta; Magnoliopsida; Asterales; Asteraceae. The transcript has 6 exons. Bases 340 to 2163 code for a protein of 607 amino acids. Gene Ontology annotation, molecular function: ubiquitin protein ligase activity. The record is from RefSeq and is a predicted model, not a curated record.